AUGCUGAAGAAAAGCAAGGUGCCGCAGUCCAGGAGAGUAGAAAUCCUGUCUCUGUUUCAAAGAUACGCAGAAGGCCUCUCUACUUUACCUGCGAGCGCUCUGCUGACGUUUCUCUGUAAGGAACAAAUGGAGCUCGCAGCGAACAAAGACACGGCGGAGGAUCUGAUCGACAGAUAUGAGAUUGAGGAGACAGCUGUAGAAAGCAGGUGCAUGACGUUCGAAGGCUUCCUCAGAUAUAUGGAGUCCAAAGACUGCUGCGUGUUCAACCGGACUCACAAGACGGUGUACCAGGACAUGGACCAGCCUCUCACCAGCUAUUUCAUCUCCUCGUCUCACAACACCUACCUGACCGGAGAUCAGCUGGUCGGGAAGAGCCACCUGGAUGCGUAUGUUAGCGCGCUGAGGAAAGGCUGCCGCUGUCUGGAGAUCGACUGCUGGGAUGGUCCAGACACGGAGCCUGUAGUUUACCACGGCUACACCCUCACCACCAAGAUUUUAUUCAAGGAUGUCAUCAGAACUGUGGAACGAUACGCCUUCGAGGUCUCCGCCUACCCGGUGAUUCUGUCUCUGGAAAACCACUGCUGCGAGGAGCAGCAGCAAGUCAUGGCCAAGUACCUGACUUCCAUCCUGGGGGACAAGCUGCUGAAGAGUCCUUUAGAUCACCCGACCACCGGAGACCUCCCAAGCCCAAAUGACUUGAUGUAUAAGAUCCUGAUCAAGAACAAAAAGCUAAAGUCACAGAUUAGGAGAGAGGACAAGACAGAGGAGAGUGCAGAUGAGGGUGAGGAUGCUGAUGAUGAGGAUGAGGAGGAUGAUGACGAUGAUGAUGACAGCAUUCAAUCCAAAACAAAGUUCUGGUCUCCAAGAAAAAUGAGUUCAAAGAAGAAAUAUGGCUACUCUGUGAAGUUUAACCUUGUCUCACUUAACGGCACUGACCAGAAGAAGGUGAAGGUGACCCUUCACCAGGAUUUAUCGGACCUGGUGAUUUACACGCGGUCUGUGAAGUUCAUCAGCUUCAGCCACUCCAGGGACAAUCAGAACUGCUAUGAGAACACAUCCAUGGCAGAAAAGAAGGCGCGAAAGCUCCUCAAGGCCUCAGGUUCCAGUUUCAUUAAGCACAAUCAAAGGUUCCUAAGCAGAAUUUAUCCAGCAGGCUCGAGAACGUCCUCGUCCAAUUACAACCCGCAGGAGUUCUGGAACGUCGGCGCGCAGCUCGUGGCUCUGAAUUUCCAGUCUCCAGGCCUGUCCAUGGACCUCAACAACGGCCGUUUCCAAGACAACGGCGGCUGUGGGUACGUCCUGAAGCCAGCGGUGCUGAUGUCCAGUGAGAGGAGCUUUGAUCCCAGCAUCAGCUAUCGCUACCUGAAACCCAUACAGCUGGUGCUCAAGGUGAUAAGUGGGUCUAACCUUCCAAUCAUCAAGUCUCGAAACACUCUGGACCCAUUUGUCCGAGUGGAGAUUCAUGGGAUUGCAAUCGACUCCCGCAGUAAAAGCACUCACACUGUCAAAAACAAUUCUCUGACUCCUCACUGGGACACCGACAUGAACUUUAGCAUCACUGUCCCUGAGCUCUGCCUCGUCCGCUUCUGCGUGCGUGACCAGAUGACCCUCUUCAAGAGCGAGUUUGUGGGCCAGUACACGUUGCCCUUCACCAGUUUGAAGAAAGGCUACCGCUGGGUGCCUCUCCUGUCCCGACAAGGAUGCAGUCUGGAUCCGGCUUCCCUCUUCGUGUUGGUUUUGUAUUAGUAUCAAUCCAAGAUGGACUCUCUCUCACACAGUUUAGAUACAAAGAUGGAUGGAUUAUCUAGCACCCAAUAAGAACAACAAAAUAUCAAUAAUUAAGUUACA
This is a messenger RNA of Xiphophorus hellerii (green swordtail), 1848 nucleotides long. Its product is annotated as 1-phosphatidylinositol 4,5-bisphosphate phosphodiesterase zeta-1-like. The transcript has 11 exons. Gene Ontology annotation, biological process: positive regulation of cytosolic calcium ion concentration involved in egg activation; lipid metabolic process; intracellular signal transduction. Gene Ontology annotation, cellular component: nucleus. The coding region runs from base 1 to 1746 and encodes 581 amino acids. Gene Ontology annotation, molecular function: phosphatidylinositol-4,5-bisphosphate phospholipase C activity. The record is from RefSeq and is a predicted model, not a curated record. NCBI's taxonomy places the organism in Eukaryota, Metazoa, Chordata, Actinopteri, Cyprinodontiformes, Poeciliidae.